Messenger RNA from Pelodiscus sinensis (Chinese soft-shelled turtle), 1113 nucleotides. Lineage: Eukaryota; Metazoa; Chordata; Testudines; Trionychidae. The record is from RefSeq and is a predicted model, not a curated record.
AUGUCAGAGCCCUCCCGGGUGACAUCACAACAGCCCUCCCGGGUGACAUCAUCACAGAAGCCCUCCCAGGGGACGUCGCAGUUUUCCCGGGUGAAAGCGCCACGGACCUCUCCGGUGGUGGCAUCGCAGUUCUCCAGGGUGGUGGCGUCACAGACAUCCCAGGGGACAUCACAGCCUGCCCGUGUGGUGGUGCCACAGCCCUCUCAGGCGACGUCGCAGCCCUCCAGGGUGAGAGCUUCCCUCAUCACGCCACCCGCUCCUCCCAUCCCCACACCCACUCCUCCGGCUCAGCCCUGCUGCCGUCGACUAUCGAACUUAUUGAGCCGGGGCCCCCGCCGGUUGCAGCAGUGCUCCUCUCUCCUGUGGGAGCGCAUCUCAAACCCGGAGAAAAAUCCGUUCCACCUGCCCCGGGCAAAAGUGGCUGCUGAGUCAGCGGGCGGAGCAGAGGGGUCACGGAGCACCGCCAAGCCCCUACCGCCCAUCCAGCCUCCCGCUGCUGCGGCCUCUGGCUCCGCCACCACCCGUGCACAGCCAAAGAGUCAGGUGGCUCCUAAGAGUCGAGCACCGCCACCGAAGGAGAGGAAUCCGCGGGGGGCGCCCCAGGCAGGGACCGGCCCCUUGCCCAACUCCCACCUCUGCGCCUCCCUGCAGCAGCAGCAACACCUGCUACAGCCGCAGCCACCGCAGCAGCCACGGAGGUCGAGCCCGACGCGCACCCGCGGCCGCUCUGUCAGGAACCCAGGUGCGGCGGCGAGUCCGGAGCCGGAGGCUGAGGUCCCCGCGAAACAGUACAACAUCAUCCUCACGACUGAGGCGACCUGGCUGCUGAUGCGCCGCCACCUGGAGAACCAGUGGGGCUGGAUCAAUCCCUUGGGCAGCACCGGGCUCCUGCCGGGCUCCCAGAGCCGGGCCGGCAUGGACCUGACCUCGUUAAUGAAGAUCUCGCUGGUGAACGCACAGAACCGCUAUGACGACGAGGAGUACAAGGAGGAUCCGGCACCAGGGGUCGUGAACCAGGAACUGGUGCAUAGGUGCACGGAGUGGCUGCGCGGGGUGGAGGAAGCGAGGAGAGAGGGCCAGCUGGAAACCGUGCCCUACCCGGAUGACCCCUGA